AUGCUUCGGCGGCGUGCUGUGUUCCAGCCACAUGUGGAAACGAUACGGUCACUCUCGAUAACCGUGAAUUGUCUCUUCCAAAGCUCUCAUGCGUUCGAGAUCCACCUCAAGAGUCUGCUCCAGAGUUUUCUGGUGGCUAUUGUGAUCCCGCACACUGAGGUUGCGGAUCAGGCGAAGCAGACCAUACAUCUGAGUGGUGAGGGCUUCUGCUUCCUCUUAAUCAAGAAGACUGUCGUCGCAUCGCACAAAGAUGCCGUUUUCUUUUGGUUUGAUGAGUUUUAA
Molecule: messenger RNA, 282 nt
Organism: Penicillium maclennaniae
Lineage: Eukaryota; Fungi; Ascomycota; Eurotiomycetes; Eurotiales; Aspergillaceae
Exons: 1
Coding region: 1-282 (93 amino acids)
Source: RefSeq, a predicted model, not a curated record